Penicillium paradoxum is the source of this 450-nucleotide messenger RNA. Its product is annotated as GFA family protein. The record is from RefSeq and is a predicted model, not a curated record. The coding region runs from base 1 to 450 and encodes 149 amino acids. Lineage: Eukaryota; Fungi; Ascomycota; Eurotiomycetes; Eurotiales; Aspergillaceae. Gene Ontology annotation, molecular function: carbon-sulfur lyase activity. The transcript has 4 exons.
AUGUCUUACCAAGGCUACUGCAAUUGCCAGAGUAUUCGCAUCACUCUCGCCCAGCAACCUCCCAACACGGUUGUUUGCCAUUGCGAUUGUUGCAAGCGAUCCGGUGGUAGUGGUAAGUGGUCAUGCUAUCUCGAGCAAAUCACGUACCUUUGGCUGAUAUCCAACUUAGCAUUUUCUCUCAACUACCUCGUUGAUGCGGAUGCUAUGACUGUUGAGGAUCCCAAUGCGACAUUGAAGGUGUACGACGACAAAAAGUCUGCCAGUGGAAAUAUUGUGAAGCGUCAUUUCUGUUCUAACUGUGGAAGUGCGGUGUUUACUAAGACACCUAAGCUCCCCGGAAAAGCGUUUUUGAAGGCUUCCUUGUUCGAGACGGUCUCCCCUCCUACCGCCGAGGUAUUUGACCAGAAACAAUUCCCAUGGGUAACUAUCCAAAAACCCGCAGAAAAAUAG